AUGCAAGGCCUUGUGCAUUACUCGGACGACUCGUCCCCUGAAGCCCAAUCUCGACCGCAAGCCCAAGCAGGCCCAUCCGUAAACAAUGCCAGACCGAUCUCAAAACCUAGCACACCAGCCGGCAUAAUCCUCCACAAAAACUCGCCUGCUCCGAAUCUCCGUCCUACCAAACGUCGGCGUCAGUCUCCAGCCCCGGCCGAUGAGGUAUCGAUCCUCCCGCCCGAUGCCAACUUGACUCAGGUCGCCCAAUCUUCUCUCCCCGACUCCGCGCAAGCCCCAGAUCUAGCACCGGUAGAUGCGAAACCUUCCAUUAUCGACCAAGCGAGGGAGCAGGGACUGGACGAUGAUGAGAUACUCGAUUUGGUACUCCGGCCGGGACCGUUAGAUGGGGAUGAAGAGUGGGGUUUACCGGCGGAGGUAGAUCCGGGUGAUUGCGAUCCGGCUCUUUCUGCAAAAGUGGCACAUUUCUUGAAACUCAAGUAUGAGCAAGGCGAACAUAUCAAUACGCGUCUGCUAUCAUCGUCGACUUUUGCAAACCCGCAUAUCUACUCUCAGCUCGUCGAUUUUGUAUCCAUCGACGAACGCGCCCCCUCCUUCCCUUCCCCAUCCCAAUCAUCAUCCUCCUCCGGCGGCUGGCUCACCCGACAGAAUCUCGAAUCGCUUAUCCCUCAAUACGGCCCCUCCGCCCUAACAUCCCGGCAGAAAGAGCGCGACAAAAAGUCGGAAGAAGCGAAGAAGGCGGGAACGAAGCGGGGGAUCGUGUUUGGCAAGGGGAAAUAUGAAGAUGGUGGGCGAAGGAGGGAGAGGGAGAGGGAGAGGGAUAGGCGGAGGUGA
Cryptococcus wingfieldii CBS 7118 is the source of this 834-nucleotide messenger RNA. RefSeq lists its product as hypothetical. Gene Ontology annotation, biological process: regulation of DNA-templated transcription. The coding region runs from base 1 to 834 and encodes 277 amino acids. Gene Ontology annotation, cellular component: nucleus. NCBI's taxonomy places the organism in Eukaryota, Fungi, Basidiomycota, Tremellomycetes, Tremellales, Cryptococcaceae. The record is from RefSeq and is a predicted model, not a curated record. The transcript is spliced from 5 exons.